CUCGCUAAUUAACACUUGAACUAAAUUAGCGCCAAUUCUUGACCUCGCGGAAAAAUUUACGGGAAAAAAAUAACGCCAAAUGCUCGCCAAGCUUUGUUGCCAACGGAGAUAUCAAAGGUACAUAUCCGGUGAUGACGUAGAACACACUUCCGGGUUCCGAUUUGCGGAAUUCUGUAAAACUCCUAAUAUACAUAUAUUAUGUGUGUAUAGUAUAUAUGUGGACGUUCUUUGGAUCAUUUUUGGUGUUGGCAAUAAUUUUCAAAGUCACGCCAAGGCUGCACCGUAUACUAGGAUUUUACCCUUGAAAUUCUUAAACACUUCCUAAACUUCUGAAAAUUAGAACUUCAUGUUCAUGUACUGUAGUAUAUGUGGUAUAAUUGCAUAAAUUUGCGAUUAAAGUUGUAUAUGCUGACGCAUAAUUUGAAAAUAUGCCCCCUUAACUUUUAAUGAAAUAUUACUCAAAACCACGAGAGGCUUAUUUCAUGCAGUAGAUGAGCCUAACGGUAUGCAUUAAUAUUUUUAUAAAAAUAAUCUCAUGUAUGUUUGCGAGUGAACCAUUAGGAACUUUUGUUCAAAUUUCUGUUAAACACCCAUUUUCCAUACAAGCAGAACGCGAACUUCAUGUGAAAUAUGUAGCUGGUCUACAUGACCACAUAUCAAGGGCAACAAAUGUUGAACUUUAUGAAGAAAAAACUUGAGUAACAGCUGUGUAAUAAGUGAUUUAAAAACGGGAAUAUUUCAAAAGAGCGCAUGCAUAGUUCUACCACAGAGACACUUUGUGUGUAUGUCAUUUAGACAAAAGAGUGAUUUAAACAAGUAUGUUUAUUCACACAGGAGAGAAACCUCAUGUAUGUGAAGUAUGUAAUAAACCAUUUAGACAUAAGUGUUUUUUAAAUAGACAUAUGCUUAUUCACACAGGAGAAAAACCUUAUGUGUGUGAAGUAUGUGAAAUGUCAUUUAAUCAACAGGGUGCAUUAUACAGGCAUAUGUUUACUCACACAGAUGAGAAAUCUUAUGUGUGUGAAGUAUGUAAUAAGCCAUUUAGACAUAAGUGUUUUUUAGACAGACACAUGCUUAUUCACUCAGGAGAAAAACCUCAUGUGUGUGAAGUAUGUGAAACAGCAUUUAGGCAAAAGGGUGCAUUAUACAAGCACAUGCUUAUUCACUCGGGAGAGAAACCUCACAUGUGUCAAGUAUGUAGUAAAUCAUUUAGACAAAAGUGUGCAUUAUACAGGCAUGUGCUUAUUCACACAGCAGAGAAACCUCACCUGUGCCAUAUAUGUAACAAGUCCUUUAGAUUAAAGGGUAAUUUAAACAAGCAUAUGCUUGUUCACACAGGAGAAAAACCCUAUAGGUGUGAGAUAUGUAAUCAGCCAUUUAGAGAACAGAGGAGUUUAAGUGUGCAUGUGCUUAUUCACACGGCAGAGAAACCUCAUGUAUGUGAGGUAUGUAACCGUUCAUUUAGUCAAAAGACAAAUUUAAAAAGGCAUAUGCAUAUUCACACAGCAGAGAAAGCUCAUUUGUGUGAAAUAUGUAACAAGUCGUUUAGGCAAAAGCAGCAUUUAAAGAAUCAUAUGCAUACUCACAUAAGAAAAGAACCUCAUGGGUGUAAUAUGUAAGAAAUUAGACAAAAAUGUUGUUUAAACAAGCAUAUGCAUAUUCACACAGAAAAUAAUCAUCAUUGGUUUUACAUGGCAACAAAUCAUUUGGGUGGAAAAAUAAUGUGAAUAAACCUAUGUUUAGAUAAGCUUCAUGUAGUGAGGAAAAAUUACAUUAGUAAGAAUCUUUCAGUUUUGAGAGCCGUAAAAAAUCCCAAACUAUUGUUAAUGACAGUGCUGCCAAAAAUAAUUGUAGCAACCCUAACGCAAGAAAGGAAGUAUAAUAGUAAAUAACUAUCUAAGAUUGAUGUUUUAAUUUAGAUAAAAAGUUAAUUUCAUAUAGUACGUUUUUAUUAUUAUAAUUUAUAUAAAAAUGGCUAAACAUGACUGAAUGGAAGCAUAAGAGUAAAUAACUAUUCCACAUCAUUUUUAUAAUUUAUAUAAAAAUUGCUAAACAUAACUGAGUGGAUGCCUGCAUUGCUAUUUCACUACCGAGUUACCUCUAAAGCAUAAUUUCAUCUUGUUGGUUGUUCAAACAUAAUUUUCUAUAUUGAAUGAUGCAUUUUUUAUGGAAAAAUCCCCGAAAAAUUCUUGGUAAAGUGCAAAAUCACCCAAUUAUUUGUUUGCCGCUUUUUAUAAGGGUAAAUUUUCUUUUACUGUUUAAGUGAAAAUAGGUCGUUGUGUACAUAGAUAGAGUCGAGGAUGUGCGCAGAGCCCUUUUUGAGUAAUUCUGGGAUUUUUUUUUAAGUGAAAAUAGGUUGAUGUGUACAUGGAUACUGUGUAAGUGCAAUUCUUAAAAACACGUCAAGCAGUGGGUGAUUCUGCUCUUUACCCAAAAUUCUAUUGCAGACUUUUCAGUUAAUCUUUGGAUUAUGGUAACUUAGCAUUUUUUUGGCGAAAAUUUGGCGACCAACCCUGCUACAGCAACCUGCUAGUUUUGUUUUGGACGCCACUUUGUUUACACAAAGUAGAGGCAAGUUUUUUUUUUUUUUUUACUCAAAAUUUUUUCCAACAAUCUGCUAGCCAAAUUACGCUUAUACUAGAACUUUUAUGGAACAAAAAUGCUUAAUCUUGAGGAAGAUUAGGUGCA
Molecule: messenger RNA, 2688 nt
Organism: Stegodyphus dumicola
Lineage: Eukaryota; Metazoa; Arthropoda; Arachnida; Araneae; Eresidae
Biological process (GO): regulation of transcription by RNA polymerase II
Cellular component (GO): nucleus
Molecular function (GO): RNA polymerase II cis-regulatory region sequence-specific DNA binding; DNA-binding transcription factor activity, RNA polymerase II-specific
Source: RefSeq, a predicted model, not a curated record